Molecule: messenger RNA, 2244 nt
Organism: Nicotiana attenuata
Lineage: Eukaryota; Viridiplantae; Streptophyta; Magnoliopsida; Solanales; Solanaceae
Product: ethylene-responsive transcription factor RAP2-10-like
Exons: 1
Coding region: 739-1257 (172 amino acids)
Biological process (GO): regulation of DNA-templated transcription
Molecular function (GO): DNA-binding transcription factor activity; DNA binding
Source: RefSeq, a predicted model, not a curated record
AUAAUAUUAACAAUCUCAUUGAAUUAUUGUAAUCAUCUUUCCUUCUUCCUAUUUUAUAUGCUUAGAAAAAAUAUAUCCAUUUCUCUGUCGUCACCACUGAGCGAAAUGACAACUGCUUUUCCAUUAUUGAGUUCUCCCUAAAUUUCCCUUAGCUCACAUACUACGCCACCCCCACCCCCACCCUAACACCCCCAUCACAAAAACAAACAAAGUUACAAUUUUGAUUCAAAAAGUGCUAUUUACAGUUAAAUUUAUAGCUACAGAUGGAGGGUCUGAGAUUUUUGAGGAGCUAUUAACAUGGAGGAUGGCCAACAACCACCAUUUUUUAUGAGGUAUGAACAGCUAAGCUUUUGAAUAAAGAAAGGGGCCAAUAAAAAAAAAACUUGUUUUUAUAUCAUCCAGCAAGUUACUACUUGUAUUUAUUAUUAUUGUGGAGAGAGAAGAAGAAGAAGAAGAUUGAUUGUGUCGGUGCUUUUAAGAUAUUUGCUUUUUCAUUUUUAUUUAUUUUAGGAGAAUGAAAAAAAAAUUCCUUUUAAGAAAAUCAACGUAGAGUAGCCACAAACCUUUCUUCACUUCCAGCUUUUGCCUUUUUCAUGGGUAUUCUUUCUCUCUCUGUUAUUCCUCCUAGUCAAGCUCUAGAUUAUAGGGAAACAAAAAAUUUGUAAUUAAGUCCCUGUAUUUUCCCAUAAUUAUACAAUCAAAGAGAAAGAGAAGGAAGAUAUAGAGGGAAAGAGGAAGAUGGAGGUGGGUGGUGGGGGUCAAAGUCGAGGAGUUGCAAGUUCAGGGGGGUGUUGUGGCGCUAAGAGAAAAAACGAAAGGCCUUACAAGGGAAUAAGGAUGAGGAAGUGGGGAAAGUGGGUUGCAGAAAUUAGAGAGCCCAAUAAGCGUUCGCGAAUUUGGUUGGGCUCGUAUUCAACGCCGGUGGCGGCGGCGCGGGCUUACGAUACGGCGGUGUAUUAUUUACGCGGGCCUUCGGCCCGGUUGAAUUUUCCUGAGUUGUUGGGUGGUGAUGGUGGGCUUAAUGAUUUAUCUGCUGCCUCAAUUCGUAAAAAGGCCAUAGAAGUUGGUGCCCAAGUUGACGCGAUACAGAACUCACUUGCAACUCAUCACGACCACGGCCACGGCCACGACCAUCGAGAACAAAAAGUGCACUGUGAGACUGCAAGCCCGUCUGAAUUGAAGCCAUGUUGGUUUCAGGAGAAGCCCGAUUUAAACAAGAAGCCCGAGCCCGAAGACCCAGAACAGGAUUACUGGUGAGGACUGGUAAUAUUUAGUUACAAUAUUAUUACUGAUAAUAUUAGUAGUAACUAUGCUAGUGUAAUUUUUUUUUUGUUUGGGGGAAGAGGGGGUGCAUUGGUAAGAAUACAAGCGCCGCUCCAGAUUGUCUUUAUUCCUAGCUGGUAGCCUAGGAUUGUUAUAUUCUCAAAACUAUCACCUCUUUAUUUUAAUUUUUACUUUUUAAGAAAUUUUUGAGCUCAAACAGUUUUGAUGUUGUUAUAUGUAAAGGUGAUUUGCGUUAAUAUUUUGUCUAUCGCAGUUCAAAUUAUACGUUGUUUGGGCCUUGGUGGUGGUGGUGGUGUUUUGGGUGGGGGUUGGGGGGAAUGGAUAGCAAAUGGUAGGAUGAAUUAUGCGUAUUGGUCAUGUUAAAGACUUAGCCAAUUGUUUAUUAGGCGUGAAAUGAUGAAUGAUGAUUGAGGAGUGAGGAGAGCGUGUGUGGCGGCGACAGAAAAGGGGAAUGGGGUGUUAAUUUGUUACUACUUGUAGUCAAGUCUUUUAUUGUUUUAAAUUAUUUGUGUAGUGGUUGAUAUCAUGAACAGUAGAUGAGGGAAAGAUGUCUGAUAGAUUAUUGUAACAUCCGAUCGCACUACUAGUGCUACUGAAUAGUGAAAAGAAUUCUGGACCAGGUGGAUCCAAGUGGGGAACGGCCGCGGCCACUUGGAGAGGGUGUGGAUGAGGGAAACAACACUGGCCCUACAAUGGCUCGAGUUUGGUGCAAAGUGGGUAAUAUGUGAAACUUUGUGUUAUACCAACUGUGAACAAAAGUGAACUACUUUUAACGGUACUAUCCGAGUCAAUUUAAGCCCACCUUAAUUAUAUUGUCAAAUAUUCUUUUACUUCUAGUAUGGUGUUUGAGUCAAUUUAGACGCACUUGACUUGAAUAAUUUCAUCAGAUGUUAUUUUUCAUUGAUUCAAGUAUUGGAUAAAUCUGUUUAUCAAUACUUAAAUACAGUAGCAUUUAUUUAA